UGUAAAGUAAAAGAAGAAGGAAAAAUAAAAUGAAAAAAAAGAGAGAGAUAAUAAAUUACUCCUUUUAUACGUUUUCUCUCAUUAUCAUAGACUUUCCCAAACUAAAAAAGGGAGAAACUCGGAGCCAGAAUUCAACAUUAAAACAAAAAUUUCAUGUGAUUGUUAUUAAAGAAGACAAUUUACAUUAUUUUUCCCCACGUGAAAUACACUCAUAAUUAUUGGCCAAAUUCACUAAUUCCGGGGUCUCC
Molecule: messenger RNA, 248 nt
Organism: Cokeromyces recurvatus
Lineage: Eukaryota; Fungi; Mucoromycota; Mucoromycetes; Mucorales; Mucoraceae
Exons: 1
Coding region: 30-215 (61 amino acids)
Source: RefSeq, a predicted model, not a curated record